This is a messenger RNA of Mercenaria mercenaria, 907 nucleotides long. RefSeq names its product E3 ubiquitin-protein ligase TRIM33-like. The transcript has a single exon. Lineage: Eukaryota; Metazoa; Mollusca; Bivalvia; Venerida; Veneridae. Gene Ontology annotation, biological process: positive regulation of DNA-templated transcription. The annotation marks the transcript as partial. The record is from RefSeq and is a predicted model, not a curated record. Gene Ontology annotation, cellular component: chromatin; nucleoplasm. Gene Ontology annotation, molecular function: zinc ion binding; ubiquitin-protein transferase activity.
AUGGAAGGCAGCAGAUCUAUAAUCGGGGCUUCGGAUGAAUUAAGUGACAUAUUUUGUGAGCCAUGUGAAAAAAUUCAGCAACAAAAGACGGCUGAUGGAUUUUGUGUUGAUUGUUCAGAAUAUUUAUGUGGACCUUGCUUUAGUUACCACAAGCGUUGUAAAUCGUUUGAAAAUCAUGUGCUACAGGAUAAAAGUAAAAUGCCUUGGGAUCGAAAAAAUGUGAAGACUAAGGACAUAUGUAUUGAAAAAUGUCAUGUACACAUGGACAAAGUAACUGAAUAUUUUUGUGCUUCUUGUGACAAAGCUGGAUGCCAUGUAUGCAUGACAAUUGAUCAUCGGAAAUGUAAUAUCAGUCAUAUCCCUGACAUUGUUAAAGGACUUAAGACAACAGAGGAGUUCAGAUCAUUUGAAAGGAGAUUAGAUAAUCUCCAUGAUAAUCUUCAACAUCUUCAAGACACAGUUGACAAGAAUUUCAAGGCGACAUAUGAUAUGAAUGAAACAGCUCUGUCGGACCUUGAGAAACAGAGCGAUAAGAUCAAAGUUUUUUUCAAUCAACUGUAUGAAAAGGUAGAAAUGGAUAUUGUGAACAAGAAAAAUGAGGAUAAAAGAUCAUUUGAGGUGUGCUCCAAAGAUAUAAUUGUUUUGCAAAAAGAUUUGCAUGAUUUGAAAUUCCGCCGCGAUACUUUAAAAAAGAAUGGUCAAAACUGUGAAUUGUUCAUCUUUAUAAAAAACGCGCGAUUAGCUUUGAAAAAGGUUUCAAAUGAUGUAAUGCUACUUUCGAAAAAUGGAAAAGUAUCAAAAGUAAAGUACAAACCAUCUGAAGAUGUUGAGAAUAUGAGAAAACAUAUAAAAGAACUAGGAAGUUUGGUCGUCGGUGGGUCGGAGACGAAAGAUCAAAAUGAGACAG